Molecule: messenger RNA, 2816 nt
Organism: Kogia breviceps (pygmy sperm whale)
Lineage: Eukaryota; Metazoa; Chordata; Mammalia; Artiodactyla; Physeteridae
Gene: BCL11B
Product: BCL11 transcription factor B
Biological process (GO): positive regulation of transcription by RNA polymerase II
Cellular component (GO): nucleus
Molecular function (GO): DNA-binding transcription factor activity; RNA polymerase II cis-regulatory region sequence-specific DNA binding
Source: RefSeq, a predicted model, not a curated record
CAGCGGCGCGGCGCGGCGGCAGCGGCGGCGGCUCGGACCCCUCCCCCGGCUCCCCCCAUCGGUGCAGCUCUCCGGGCGAUGCCAGAAUAGAUGCCGGGGCAAUGUCCCGCCGCAAACAGGGCAACCCGCAGCACUUGUCCCAGAGGGAGCUCAUCACCCCAGAGGCUGAGCAUGUGGAGGCCACCAUCCUCGAGGAAGAUGAGGGUCUGGAGAUAGAGGAGCCCAGCAGCCUGGGGCUGAUGGUGGGUGGCCCCGACCCUGACCUGCUCACCUGUGGACAGUGUCAGAUGAACUUCCCCCUGGGGGACAUCCUGGUUUUUAUAGAACACAAGAAGAAGCAGUGUGGCAGCAGCCUGGGUGGCUGCUAUGACAAAGGCCUGGACAAGGGCAGCCCGCCGCCCUCCUCACGCUCUGAGCUCAGGAAAGUGUCCGAGCCGGUGGAGAUCGGGAUCCAGGUCACCCCCGACGAAGAUGACCACCUGCUCUCACCCACGAAAGGCAUCUGCCCCAAGCAGGAGAACAUUGCAGGGCCGUGCAGGCCUGCCCAGCUGCCAGCGACGGCCCCCAUAGCUGCCUCCUCCUCCCACCCUCACACAUCUGUGAUUACUUCACCUCUGCGUGCCCUGGGCGCUCUACCGCCCUGCUUCCCCCCGCCGUGCUGCAGCGCGCGCCCUGUCUCGGGUGACGGGACUCAGGGUGAGGGUCAGACGGAGGCUCCCUUUGGAUGCCAGUGUCAGUUGUCAGGUAAAGAUGAACCUUCCAGCUACAUUUGCACAACAUGCAAGCAGCCCUUCAACAGCGCGUGGUUCCUGCUGCAGCACGCGCAGAACACGCACGGCUUCCGCAUCUACCUGGAGCCCGGGCCGGCCAGCAGCUCGCUCACGCCGCGGCUCACCAUCCCGCCGCCGCUCGGGCCCGAGGCCGUGGCCCAGUCCCCGCUCAUGAAUUUCCUGGGCGACAGCAACCCCUUCAACCUGCUGCGCAUGACGGGCCCCAUCCUGCGGGACCACCCGGGCUUCGGCGAGGGCCGCCUGCCCGGCACGCCGCCGCUCUUCAGCCCGCCGCCGCGCCACCACCUGGACCCGCACCGCCUCAGCGCCGAGGAGAUGGGGCUCGUCGCCCAGCACCCCAGUGCCUUCGACCGAGUCAUGCGCCUGAACCCCAUGGCCAUCGACUCGCCCGCCAUGGACUUCUCGCGGCGGCUCCGCGAGCUGGCGGGCAACAGCUCCACGCCGCCGCCCGUGUCCCCGGGCCGCGGCAACCCUAUGCACCGGCUCCUGAACCCCUUCCAGCCCAGCCCCAAGUCCCCGUUCCUGAGCACUCCGCCGCUGCCGCCCAUGCCCCCCGGCGGCACGCCGCCGCCCCAGCCGCCGGCCAAGAGCAAGUCGUGCGAGUUCUGCGGCAAGACCUUCAAGUUCCAGAGCAAUCUCAUUGUGCACCGGCGCAGCCACACGGGCGAGAAGCCCUACAAGUGCCAGCUGUGCGACCACGCGUGCUCGCAGGCGAGCAAGCUCAAGCGCCACAUGAAGACGCACAUGCACAAGGCCGGCUCGCUGGCCGGCCGCUCCGACGACGGGCUCUCGGCCGCCAGCUCCCCGGAGCCCGGCACCAGCGAGCUGGCCGGCGAGGGCCUCAAGGCGGCCGACGGCGACUUCCGCCACCACGAGAGCGACCCGUCGCUGGGCCACGAGCCUGAGGAGGAGGACGAGGAGGAGGAGGAGGAGGAGGAGGAGCUGCUGCUGGAGAACGAGAGCCGGCCCGAGUCGAGCUUCAGCAUGGACUCGGAGCUGAGCCGCAACCGGGAGAACGGCGGCGGCGGCGGCGGCGGCGGCGUGGCCGGGGUGCCGGGCGCGGGCGGCGGCGGCGGCGUGGGCGGCGCAGCCAAGGCGCUGGCCGACGAGAAGGCGCUGGUGCUGGGCAAGGUCAUGGAGAAUGUGGGCCUGGGCGCGCUGCCGCCCUACGGCGAGCUGCUGGCCGACAAGCAGAAGCGCGGCGCCUUCCUGAAGCGCUCGGCGGGCGGCGGGGACCCGGGCGACGACGACGACGCGGGCGGCUGCGGCGACGCGGGCCCGGGCGGCGCGGUCAACGGGCGCGGGGGCGGCUUCGCGCCGGGCGCCGAGCCCUUCCCGGGCCUCUUCCCGCGCAAGCCGGCGCCGCUGCCCAGCCCCGGGCUCAACAGCGCCGCCAAGCGCAUCAAGGUGGAGAAGGACCUGGAGCUGCCGCCCGCAGCGCUCAUCCCGUCCGAGAACGUGUACUCGCAGUGGCUCGUGGGCUACGCGGCGUCGCGGCACUUCAUGAAGGACCCCUUCCUGGGCUUCACGGACGCGCGCCAGUCGCCCUUCGCCACGUCGUCCGAGCACUCGUCCGAGAACGGCAGCCUGCGCUUCUCCACGCCGCCCGGGGACCUGCUGGACGGCGGGCUGUCGGGCCGCAGCGGCACGGCCAGCGGGGGCAGCACGCCGCACCUGGGCGGCCCGGGCCCCGGGAGGCCGAGCUCCAAGGAGGGCCGGCGUAGCGACACGUGCGAGUACUGCGGCAAGGUGUUCAAGAACUGCAGUAACCUGACGGUGCACCGGCGGAGCCACACCGGCGAGCGGCCUUACAAGUGCGAGCUGUGCAACUACGCGUGCGCGCAGAGCAGCAAGCUCACGCGCCACAUGAAGACGCACGGGCAGAUCGGCAAGGAGGUGUACCGCUGCGACAUCUGCCAGAUGCCCUUCAGCGUCUACAGCACCCUGGAGAAACACAUGAAAAAGUGGCACGGCGAGCACUUGCUGACUAACGACGUCAAAAUCGAGCAGGCCGAGAGGAGCUAA